CACGGCUGUCUAUGAGAUGACUCCCCACCGAUCUUGUCCUGUCAGUCUCACUUGCCGGAUCCUUUUCCCCAUCUCUUCCACUCUUACACAUGACUUCGACUGCAGAUUCUGCUUUGUCGACCUUCUCAGCAGGCGAGACGUUUUGUCUGGCUGCAGCUCAACUAGAAGAUGUGUCCUUGCGAUCAAGAUUUCUUGCCAUCUCGGAGCAAACGGCUUCCUUCUCCUGGUCAUUGUGUUUCGUCACAUCUACUUUGAGGGUCUCGCGACCUCGACCAACUUGGGCAAACUUUGUUCUUUUGUGGCUCUCUGAGUUCCGCGACUGGCCGCAAUUUCACAUAGAUAGUCUGGGACAAGUGGUACUAAACGUUGACUGUGGCGGUGUUGGCACAUCUGAACGUGGGACUUGUGAUUGAUUUGAACGAGCUACUGCUUCUUGCUUUCCCAUAAUGUCAGUGCUGGUGGCUUGACUGGGCCGUCAGCAGUCGGAAGCCUUUCUCGGCUUGAUUUGUCUUAGAACAUGCAUCUGAGGACAUCAACAUCAACACCUAGUCCAGAGGAUGCGAAGGUAUAGUGUAGGAACAGGUACGUUUUCUUCGAGCGCGCAAGAUAAUUGUGCGUGGUAGUAAGAGCAAGAC
Molecule: messenger RNA, 635 nt
Organism: Aureobasidium subglaciale EXF-2481
Lineage: Eukaryota; Fungi; Ascomycota; Dothideomycetes; Dothideales; Saccotheciaceae
Exons: 1
Coding region: 90-413 (107 amino acids)
Source: RefSeq, a predicted model, not a curated record